This is a messenger RNA of Botrytis deweyae, 2832 nucleotides long. RefSeq lists its product as uncharacterized. The coding region runs from base 989 to 2302 and encodes 437 amino acids. Gene Ontology annotation, biological process: regulation of DNA-templated transcription. The record is from RefSeq and is a predicted model, not a curated record. The transcript is spliced from 4 exons. Gene Ontology annotation, molecular function: DNA binding. NCBI's taxonomy places the organism in Eukaryota, Fungi, Ascomycota, Leotiomycetes, Helotiales, Sclerotiniaceae.
GCACUUGACUUAGAACCUAGCUCGUGGGAUGCAGCUUCUCCAUUGCGGCGAACACUAUCUUUGCAUCUCACCAUUCUUCUUCUUCAGAAGUACAUACUAGAUAGAGCCUGCCACACAGAACUUCACUCACAGGUACAUGAUAUCAAGGGUUCCUUAGUUCUAAUUCCAUUACUCGCAACUCAUACACCUGGAACCUUCUUGGAACUUUCCAGGGGAAACGCCACACUAGACGCCUACUGAGUUAUAACCGUUCUUAUUCUUUCUUUUGGAUUGACGCAAGCAGAUUCCAUGUAGCAUCAUCGACGAGGCUAUCCUAACCUCACCUACCCCCUUCUUUACCAAAGCACAAACCUCGGACGGACAUUAGCUCCACCUCUGACACUGCGGUAUUCUCUUGUGGGAAACACCCCUGACACUUUGAUCCUGUCCUCCCAUCCUCUUAGCCUUCUAUGGAAAUCCCAUUUCGGCAGCUGUGCAGCGGCCCGUUGAUCUACCUUCUUCAACUAAUCUAUUAUACUUAAGAGUCUUCAGUCCUCAUUCCGUUUUUUUCAAAAGUCAAAAUAUGUUUUAUAUCAACUCGAGCUAAAGUGGGAUUACUAUUUAUCACAACGCACACACCAAAUCUACAUACGGUUCACUGCAAGAACUCUAUUUCGAUCCUUUCCCUUUUUUACCAAUAUCGCCAUCAAAUAUUCCUAGUUGAAUCUCAGUACUACAGGAGUAACGUCACCAGGCGUUAUAGUCUAAUUCGAGGCCAGCUUUCGGGAAACACUCGAGUUUCCAUUGGAACAUAAUAGAUUUGCACCUAAUCAAAUUACCCAUAAAAGUUAUCGUUCUGGAAGCACUAUUGUUUUAUGAACUGAUUUUUGGGUUUGAUCCUGCCACUCGUAGUGGUCGAUCUAGUCUUGGUCCUUGCCUUGAAUAAUCAAUACCGCUCUCUAUAUCUCUUUCUUCUUUCCACAGAGCCAUAUCGGGCAAACACUUUGAAAUGAACUUUCACACACCAGAACAAUCAUACACGCAAGAUACCCAGCCACGGGAAACACAUUCCACCAUGGCUUUGUUACAGAGACCUCACGUAUUUUCUGGCUCGGAUUGGCGUGGCCUUGAGCCUGUAGAGAUGAGGUCAAAACCACGCAUGGCCAAUGUUGGGGAAUCACUUCCAUCUAUUCGAACAAUGUUUUCUGGAUUUGAGAGCCAGGAAAGACCCAUUGAAUCCGAGUACAGACAUGCUACAUCAUUUUCUCCCAUCACAACAGAAAGAAACGCAUCUCCUGGGUCAAACAAGAGAAUGAGAUUAUCCGACGAUUACUAUGAUGAGGAAAGCCAGCAGCAACGAGAGAGAUAUCAAUCAGUUAGCAGUGGUCGAAGCCCAAUGACAGCGACCUACGGUUAUCACAGUGCAAACUCUUCGCCAGUUUCCUCAAAUGCCCGUCGAGAGUCUAGAGUUCAUUCUAGCCAUGGAAGCCCUUAUGUUUCAAGGUCUGGACGAGAGCAACCUAUUCUCUCAAUCCCAGAACGCAGAGCCCAGAAUCAAGAUCACCACACUUCGAGACCACCAUUCCAUUCUCCCAUCUCUGAGCCAUCGAGUACGACAUACCGCCCAAGCCUCCCAAGUAUCACCACCCCCGACCGAUCUUACGAACGAACUUACUCCCAAAACCCCGCAGAACGAUCCCAUGGCGAAUACCCUCCCAUGAAUGAGUACCCAAGAAACGAGUAUGCAUUGGAGGCUUCCCGCUCAUACCACCAACAAAAAUACGCACCUUCACGAUCCGACUACGGUUACCACCAACCCAGAGACCAAGGGUACCCCCAACCUGCAACUUUCCCUCACCAUCCAGGCCAAACCCCAUUCACCAACAGACACCACGCAGGAAGCUACAGUCCAACUCCCUACCAAGCCCAAGAAAUGGGCGACUCAAAACCUCGCAAGCGUCGAGGAAACCUCCCAAAACCCACCACCGAUAUCCUAACAACCUGGUUCAUCAACCACCUCGAACAUCCCUACCCAAACGAAGAAGAAAAGCAAUUGUUAAUGAGACAAACGGGUCUCCAACUGAACCAAAUCUCCAACUGGUUCAUCAACGCCCGUCGUCGUAAAUUGCCCGCUCUUCAAAACAGUGCUCGUGCAGAAAACGCUGCCCGAUCGCAUCACAACCGAAUGCACUCUGCAGAUGGGGGACAGAGUCCCAUGAGUCUCUGCAACAGCGAGCCAGGACUAAGUCCCAGAGCCGCAUCUGCAUUUAACGAAGGAUGGCCUUCGCGCCAGGAAGAGCGUCAUAGCCAAGAGCAUUAUUAAUUCUUUCUCUUCUUUGUACUUGAUUACAUUUUGCAGCAUUGAAGGCGCACUUUUUUUUUUGUUACGAACAUGACUUUUCCAGCCAAGGCUUUAGAAAGGGAGAGGUUGUGUGCGGUUUUUUAUUCUUAGUUUCGUUUCUUUUUUCAUGUCUGCACUUUUGUUGCAUUAAUUCUACGACUUUUUUGUAUCGCAUUAAUUCUACGACUUCUCUUGUUAAAUUAGAUUUGAAUUUUGGGUGUUUACAUGCUUCUCACAAGUGUAAGGGAAGGUAACCGCACUGAGGUAUUAUCAGGAAAUGUAUGACAACAUGGGUAUAUUGGAUUUGGGAUGGACAGCAACAGAUACCAUAUUUGUAUAUUUGGGUUAUUCGGUGAAACCAAAUUCACAUGAGCUCAGCGGAGUAAAUCACAGACUAUCACAUCAUAGUCUGAUGUAAAAUUACCCGCGAGCGUCAUUGUUAAUGUUUUUUAAUUCUUACCAUAUUUUCGCUUCUUAUAAUGAAUAUAUUACCUCCAUAGUACAGUUGAUAA